Molecule: messenger RNA, 1323 nt
Organism: Carassius auratus (goldfish)
Lineage: Eukaryota; Metazoa; Chordata; Actinopteri; Cypriniformes; Cyprinidae
Product: gastrula zinc finger protein XlCGF8.2DB-like
Exons: 2
Coding region: 61-1122 (353 amino acids)
Biological process (GO): regulation of transcription by RNA polymerase II
Cellular component (GO): nucleus
Molecular function (GO): DNA-binding transcription factor activity, RNA polymerase II-specific
Source: RefSeq, a predicted model, not a curated record
GAUCAUCAGGAAGAGCUGAAAUCUGCAAGCACUGAGUUUCUUAAAGAGGACAGAGAGAAGAUGAGAGAUCCAGAACCCUGCAGAAUCAAACUCACUGAAGACACUGAAGAACUAACAGAUCUGAUGGAAGAAAGCGAGGAGAGUGAAGAACUGAGUGAAGCAGAGGAGAAACAUCACGAGAACCCUGGAGAAAAACCCUUGAGUUGCUCAAAGACUAAAAAGACAUUUUUAAAGAAAAGAAGAGUCAAGAAAUCUUUGACCUGCUCUCAGUGUGGAAAGAGUUUCACAACCAAACAACAUCUUGAUGUUCACAUGAGGAUCCACACUGGAGAGAAGCCGUUCACAUGUGAUCUGUGCGGGACAAGCUUCACAGAUACAGGGAGACUCAAGAGACACAUGAGAGUUCACACUGGAGAGAAGCCGUUCACGUGUGAUCUGUGCGAGAAGAGCUUCACACAGAGAGCACAUCUUAAGGGACACAUGAGGAUCCACACGGGAGAAAGACUGUAUGCAUGUGAUCAGUGUGGAAAGACUUUCACACAAUCACCACACCUUAAAGAACAUAUGAAAAUCCACACCGGAGAGAAACCAUACAUGUGUGAUCAGUGUGAAAAGAGAUUUACAUACAAACAUGAACUUACUAUUCACACGAGGAUCCACACCGGAGAGAAGCCGUAUGCUUGUGAUGAGUGCGGCAAAAGAUUUGUUUCUGGAUCACACCUGAAGAAUCACCUGACAGUUCAUACGAAGGAGAAGCCACAUUCAUGUUCUGAUUGUGGAAAGAGUUUUUCACUUCUGCAAAGUUUAAAAGGACAUCAGAAAAUACAUACCGGUGAAAAAUCUUACAUGUGCUUUGAGUGUAAGAAGACUUUUAUUUCAGCAAACUGUUUAAAACUGCACCAGAGGAUUCACACUGGAGAGAAACCUUACAAGUGUUCACACUGUGACAAGAGAUUCAGUCAGUCAGCAAGUCUGAGAAAACACGAGACGAUCCACAGCAGAGAGAAACCACACACAUGUGAUCAGUGCGGGAAGAGUUUUGCUUUUAAAAAUCACCUGAAGAUACACAAGAAGAUCCAUGCAGCGGAGAAACCAGAUCAGCACAGUCUGAGAUCACUGUAACAGAAAUGAGUCGAACCAGACAAAUUAAAGAGUCUAUCAAAGCGGUGUUUGUAACACGAGCCGAAUUCCUCAGGAAGUCAUAAAACACUCUGUGCCACCAGUCCCAAGGAAGAUAACCAACCAACCAACUUGUUCACACAACAGCUUUCAACAUUAACACCACUAGAACAAUUAUUGACUAUUUUAAUUCGCAGAAGAGAU